Molecule: messenger RNA, 870 nt
Organism: Cetraspora pellucida
Lineage: Eukaryota; Fungi; Glomeromycota; Glomeromycetes; Diversisporales; Gigasporaceae
Source: the annotation of a GenBank genome assembly
AUGCUUUUCUUCAAUAGCGCUACAUGUAUCAAAGGUCAUCGGUCGUCUUCAUGUAACCAUCAGGAUCGCCCACUUAUUGAAAUCAAACGAAAAGGCCGACCGAUAACUCAAUGUGAUCAUUGUCGUGAACUUCGUAAAACUCAGAAAAUUCAUGUCAAAUGUAAUUGCAAUGACAGAACGAAAGAAGAGAGUUCAUCUACAACUCUGAAUAAUACAUCACCUUUUUCAAAUAGAGGUGCUAAGUGUGUUUGUUACCAUCCGGCUGACGAUAAUUCUUCGUUAGUUGAAAGCCAUUGCAGUACGGCAUAUGAAGAUUCUGUUACGAGUUCUUUGUCAUCAAUACCAUCAUACGAUCAACCUGUUAUUCCACUAGAACCUGAAAACUGUAAUCAAUCUAUUAUUCCGAUAGAACCUGAACAUCGUGAUCCAACCGUUUUUACGAGUUCUUUACAAAGUUGCCCUUCUGCCAUGGCAAGUGGAAGUUGUUGUGGCACAUCAACCACUGAAUCCGUGUGCAGGUGUGGUACAGGAUGUGGUUGCGAAGGUUGUGGAACACAUUCGCUUACGAUAACUUCGUCGCAACCUGUGAAAAAUUGCUGUUCUACCAGUACUAGAAUAGUCAGUCAAUAUGAAUAUGAAAUAAAUGAUGAUGACUUAAGAGAUGUAACUUCAGUUGAGGCAUUAUUGAACCCAUGCAAAUGUUUGGCAGGUUCUGAGUGCAUUUGCUGUCGUCCAAUAGAGUGUAUCGAUUUUUUGACUACAGACUCUACACCGUACGAAGCAUCUAGUUUUACUGGAUAUUCGACCACCGUGUUAGGAUGCAAAUGUGGGUCAGGUUGUAAGUGCAAUGGAUGUGGAAAGGGUUGCUAA